AUGGUAACACAAAAUUCACCAUUUUUGGAAAACGCAAAUAUAACCAGAACACGUGGUAUUCAUGUUUAUAGUGUAUCAUCAAUUUUAACAUUCUAUACGGCGAAUAUUCUAUUCUACGGCGGCCCCUCUACUUUGCGCAAACUCACGAUAGCCGCCGCCCGCCUCACAUCCCACUCAUCGUCAUCGACGGCUAACGCUACCGCUCAUACUUCAUUUGCGGUCCGCACUCAAAAGCUGACGGUGCUCUGUUUCACCAUUUUCCUGCUGGUGCUCCAAGGACAAAUAUGGCGGACGAAAUGGACGCCCAAAAGCCGAAAACGACAUCCGCUCGGCCAUCACUCGGUGCUGGUGCAGGAAGCUUUUGCUUUGCCACGCCCGGCGGCUGACCAACGGACUCGAUUUUCUAUGAAACCUCUUAAACAGAAAGAAAUAUCAAAACAGACGUGCCUACAGUGAUCAAAGAUCUAAAAUGUUGAUCAUUUGACUUUAAAAAUAUCAGAGACAAUACAUACUCCGCAAGGUGAAUUUUGAGAAUGUGUAUACCGUCUAUAAUAUGGCUAUCUAUGUUGUAAGUAAGGAUCUUGUGCUUAAUUUAAGGUAAGUACUACCGUUACUUUAUUUUAUACAAAAUUUGGAUUUUAUAAGAUACACUAUUUUCAGUAAAGAUAGAGGAGUGGGUUUUCAUUACACAAUUAUUUGACCAAUUGGAUUGGUGUAUAGUAUUGUGAAUCCAACAUCACGUCAUUAUUAUUAUUCAAUCGUCAUUACACAAAGGUUGGAAAACUUACUCCACAGUUAAACCCUGAGUUAGGUUGUUAAUUCUAGGGUUUAUUAGAAGGUUAUUGCUUAUCCAUCGCCAUAAUUAUUAGUCAUGACCUGACCAGUGUUGAAGAUUAUACUACUUCAACGCUUAACUAUUUAUAUGUUGACUAAAUCUUCGCUUGUCAAGAGUUUCUAAGGUAUUCUUAUCAACGAACAACUUUGUUUUAAUGAAGCAACAUUAUAAAAUAAUUUUAUUUUUAGUUCUAUGUGCAUCUAAUGUGUUUUAGAUUUUCCAAACCUCAUAUAUUAGAAGUUGGAGUUAAUAUAUCUAAUGGAUGGUCCUUAAGAUGAAGUGUUUAAAAUUGGAAAUGUUUUAAGACAUUUAGACACAGCUGGAUAUUUUUGUAUCUAUUACUUUGUGUUAGCAAAGAGGUUGGUGGAGUGACUGAUGACCAACCCCUAAUCAACCCCAUCUAAGUUGCUGUAGACUCAGACAUGAAGUUAACUAGUGAAAAACAAAUUAUACUACAAACUAUGACUUUGGCUCUGUUAGUCUAGAGCCCUAUGGGCUUGAAGUUGUCAAUUUUUUUUUAUGUAACAUUUUAUUUUCAACACAAUUUUAAAUCUAUUUGCCUAGUGUUUAUCUAACAUGAGUGCCUUCGGUUUCUUUUCAAACCCUAAAUGUAUUUAUUUUGAAAAUUAUAGAAAAUAAUUUGUAAACUAACAUAACUUGAAAGUAUUCAAUAAAUACAAAACUAUUUGACUUUAUACUAUAUUAUGUAUCAAUAUAUCUAUAAUGUUGUCUAAAGACAUUAAUAUGCUAUCUUAGUUCUGUUAUCUACCUAUCUUCAAUUCUAAAAAAGUAAUAUAUACCAUGCUAUUUGAA
Molecule: messenger RNA, 1648 nt
Organism: Acyrthosiphon pisum (pea aphid)
Lineage: Eukaryota; Metazoa; Arthropoda; Insecta; Hemiptera; Aphididae
Exons: 5
Coding region: 1-456 (151 amino acids)
Source: RefSeq, a predicted model, not a curated record